Opisthocomus hoazin is the source of this 756-nucleotide messenger RNA. The record is from RefSeq and is a predicted model, not a curated record. Lineage: Eukaryota; Metazoa; Chordata; Aves; Opisthocomiformes; Opisthocomidae.
AUGUCAAAUGAAUUACGGAGCGUAAUCGUAAGUUUUGAGCUCUCUGAAUACAGCGCCUGCAUCUCCUGUGGUUACUUGUGCCUCGAGAAGAGGGCAGAAGCAGUGAGCGCAAGGAGUAACCUCGACAUCACCGGCCGGCGGUCGAAGGGACAUCAGCUGGGAGAGGCCUGGCCGCUGUGUGCGUCUGGCGGCGACGCGGAGGAGCCCGGCGGAGCGCGACGGGACGGGGAGCGGCCGCGGUCCGUUUGCCGGUGCUGCACGUUUAAUACAUUCUUAUCGGAAGGGGCUCAUCACUUCGGGGGCUUCGGCGACGUGGUCCCCAUCAGAGCUGAACUGCGGCGUGAAGCCGUGUGUCCCAAGCUGACAGACUUGCUGCAGUGGUAUGCGGUCACCUUCAGAGACCCCAUGAUGCUCCAGCCCCCGGAGUGGUUUAAGGCGUUUAUCUAUUGCGAAGCCUUCUUGCAGAUGCCGUUCUUCCCCGUUGCGGCGUACGCCUUCUUUAAAGGGGGCUGCAAAUGGAUAAGGACUCCUGCGAUUAUCUACUCCACCCACGUCGCUACAACUCUGAUUGCCAUCCUCGCACACAUCCUGUUCCACGAUUUCUCCACGUCGGAGCAUCUGGGACCUCAGACGCAGCGCGAGCGCCUCGUUCUGCUCUCUGUCUACGCGCCGUACUUGCUGAUACCCCUGCUGAUUCUUUUCACCAUGCUCUCCAGCCCCCACUACAGCCUCGGGGAGAAAAGGAAAAGGAAGUAG